GAACUUUGCUCCCCAACAAGGGCGGUAGCGCGAGACAAAAACCCUAACCCUCAGCCUUUGCUCCCCCUCAUCGUUAUUCUUUAUCUCGCUCGGCCUCCUCCUCGCGCUCGAGCGUUCCCCGGGCAGCUUCUUCAGUCAGGGUUGUGAAGAUGGUGAGGAUUAGUGUCUUGAACGAUGCUCUGAAGAGCAUGUACAACGCUGAGAAGAGGGGAAAGAGGCAGGUAUUGAUUCGGCCGUCAUCCAAAGUCAUCAUCAAGUUUCUUCUGGUUAUGCAGAAGCACGGAUACAUUGGGGAGUUUGAGGUUGUGGAUGAUCACAGGGCAAACAAGAUUGUUGUUGAGUUGAAUGGCAGGCUGAACAAGUGUGGUGUGAUCAGUCCGCGGUUCGAUAUUGGAGUGAAGGAGAUCGAGUCAUGGACUGCUCGUUUGCUUCCCUCCCGACAGUUCGGUUAUAUUGUUCUGACCACAUCUGCUGGAAUCAUGGAUCAUGAGGAGGCAAGGAGAAAGAAUGUUGGUGGCAAGGUCUUAGGGUUUUUCUACUAGGAGCUUCUUAAUGUUGAAGUUUAUUGUCGCUUUUUGUUUCUUUAAGCCAGAAUGUUGAUUUUUGGAUAUGCAAUUUUGACGUGCACUUUUCUAUUUGAUAUCAUUGUGAUUUCUUAA
This is a messenger RNA of Nymphaea colorata (pocket water lily), 659 nucleotides long. Its product is annotated as 40S ribosomal protein S15a-1. Gene Ontology annotation, biological process: translation. NCBI's taxonomy places the organism in Eukaryota, Viridiplantae, Streptophyta, Magnoliopsida, Nymphaeales, Nymphaeaceae. Gene Ontology annotation, cellular component: ribosome; cytosolic small ribosomal subunit. The coding region runs from base 150 to 542 and encodes 130 amino acids. Gene Ontology annotation, molecular function: structural constituent of ribosome. The transcript has 4 exons. The record is from RefSeq and is a predicted model, not a curated record.